UCCUAAGCAUACAUACUACCAUUCGCAUUGCAUAGCAACUCGUACGAUCAAGUGAUAUUUGUCUGAUAGAAAUAUGAAUAAAAUACUAACUAAAAAUGCAACACAUAUCUUUCUUGCAAUAUGUUUUCUGGUACAAAAAGUUCAUUCCAGUCAUUUUUAAGGGGAGGAAUUAUAACAUGGAAACAGACGGGAACUCAGCAAAUUGAAAUAUCAUACAGAUUAGCAUUUCGUAGAGAUUAUUCAAGCAAUCAUAUGUGUGAUGACAGUAACAUUAUUAAUGGGGAUAUACUGAAUGGAGAAGGAGUUUUGCAGUGUGAUUAUGGAUGUAGCGGAAUCAUUGCUAACCCUAUGUCUUACUAUUGCACUGAUUAUAGUGUAGAUGAAAACUGGGCAGCUGGUCAACGAAGCGUAUCAUACAACUUCACUCCUACGACCAACAACGUAUUUCAAUUCAGGUACGGCAGUUGUUGUUGGAUAAGUCUCGUGGUUGGAAGCGGUAGCUGGGUAUUACUGGCAACAGCGGAUCUUUCUGUAAGACAGGACACUGGAAAAAUUAAUACAUCUCCUGUUUCUGUCAUGCAACCAAUUGUUAGAUUUAAAUAUGGGUGUUCGUAUUCACUAAGAAUUCCCGUGCAAGACGAUGACGGAGACAUCGUUAAAUGUCGCUGGGCUAAUAAUACAGAAUGUUAUGCCGUCUGCGAAGCUCUGCCAGGAGCAGAACUAGACGAGACCGCAUGUUUAUUAUCUUACACUGCUUCGGGGAAUACUGGAUGGUAUGCAGCGGCUUUACAGAUUGAAGAUUAUGCCGUGUCCGACAUUACAACACCUUUAAGCAGUGUGCCACUUCAGUUUUUAAUCGAAGUAGCUUCUACAACUGACACAUGCGACGAUAAACCUCUUGUACUGAAUCUUACAAAUGUAAAUGAUUCAGUAGCUUCAUUAACACUUAAUGCAACAUUUUUCCAGACUAUUAUUGCUAAUAGUGGUUCUACAAGUGUAAACAUUACAGAAAUCGCUACUGUGUCUCCAGUUGGAAUGAUUAAGACGGAACUGUUACCGUAUGGAUCAUCAGGGACGGAAUGGCACGUAAAUGUGACAUGGACACCAUCCCAAUCUCAAGCAGGAAGUCACAUAUUUUGUUAUACCGCUGUGAACAGCGUGGGACAGUCAUCUGACCAAGCAUGCGUUACAAUUAAAGUAGAUGAUGAAAAUGAAUGUGCUAGUAAUCCUUGCCAGAACGGUGGUGCGUGCGUUGAUGAUAUAACCAGAUAUAUUUGCACAUGUCCGGAUUCUUAUACUGGAAAAAACUGUGAAACAGCUAUUGACGUCUGUAAUGGUGUAAAAUGUGACAAUAACGGAACAUGUGUCGAUGCUGGGCUAAAUUAUACCUGCACUAAUGUAUCUUCCCACACUGAUACUGACUUCUGUGAAGGUUCAAUAUGUGAAAAUAACGGAACAUGUGUUGAUGGUGUGUUUAAUCAUACCUGUACUUGUCCAACUUCCCAUACCGGUUUUCACUGCGAAUCAGCUAUUGAUUUCUGUCAGUAUGUGGAUCUUCCAUGUCGCAAUGGAGGUACCUGUAUAGAUGGUGUGUUCGAUUACAAAUGUACAUGUCCUUUAACGCAUACUGGGGAUCUUUGUGACACAGAAGCUGACAAUACAGGCUAUGUGCUUAGUCUAAUUUUUGUAUCAGGAGGCUUGGUAUUAUCUGGAAUUGUCACCGUCGUGGUGAUAAAAAGUUUAGUUUCAUAUGUUAAAGGUCCGGGUAGUUCUGUUGAUACACACAAUCAUUUUUAUAUGUGAAUAUCUUGAUUUAACUGUAUAUUGCUAACCUCCGUGUGAUGUUGUUUUAUAUUCUAAAAUGUUAUUUUUAAGAGUUUGAUUUAUUUACACCAUAUGUUUUGAUAAUGUUUUAUUGUUUAGAAUUAUGGUAAAGCACAUUAAGCAACAGUUUUAAAAUGACAUGUAAAGGAAGAAAUGUGUCAAAAAUUAAAAUCUUUACAAAUUUAA
This is a messenger RNA of Mytilus californianus (California mussel), 2010 nucleotides long. RefSeq names its product integrin beta-like protein B. Gene Ontology annotation, molecular function: calcium ion binding. Gene Ontology annotation, biological process: establishment or maintenance of epithelial cell apical/basal polarity; heterophilic cell-cell adhesion. The coding region runs from base 121 to 1803 and encodes 560 amino acids. Gene Ontology annotation, cellular component: plasma membrane; protein-containing complex. The transcript has 12 exons. The record is from RefSeq and is a predicted model, not a curated record. NCBI's taxonomy places the organism in Eukaryota, Metazoa, Mollusca, Bivalvia, Mytilida, Mytilidae.